GUGUGUGAUGUGUUGGUGUAGUGUGUUGUGCUAUCAUGGUCAUGUGAAGCUUUAUUACUAGUGUUUGUAUUACAGCCAUUAUGGAAAACUGCAAAGUCUUACUUUUAUUCCUUUGUCUCAUUAGUAAUGGAUACGCACCUAACAUCGUCGAAUCAGCCUCCUUCUUCGGAGCCUCAUACGUGUCCCUGCCCCUGCAGGAGGCCCGCAGCUCGACGGAGAUCAGCCUGCGUCUUAAAACACACCGCGCAGACGCCCUGCUUCUGUUGGCUGCUGGCAACACAGAUUACUGCCUGGUGGUGCUCGAGGGAGGUGCCCUCAGGGUGCGCAUCAACCUGGGAGCGGGAGAGUCUGAGCUCUCCUCACCGCCUCGUCUGCGUCUUGAUGACCUCUUCUGGCACGAGGUCAAGAUCUCCCGCAACACUGCUCAAAUGACCCUAAUCAUCGACAAUAUCCAUACCAGCAGAAUCACGCUGCCUGGGAGAUUCCAUGAGCUCAACAUCCACUAUGGGGUCUUCCUGGGUGGAAUGGGGGACUUCAAUGAAGUCUUCUUAGGUCUGCUGGAUGACUUCCGCGGCUGUAUGGAUCAGGUGACUUAUAAUGGCCUAGAGAUCCUUCGUGAAGCGCAGGAAGACACCAAGACCUCCGAGGUGUAUGGAGUCGAAUGGGAGUGUUCAAGUGAGUUCGAUGCCGCCCCUGAUGUAGCUAUCAGUUUCAUCAAGCCCGGAGCCUAUGUGGCUUUCCAGGAGGCCUAUCCCAGGACGGGCGGAUCUAUCAAGAUGGAGAUUAAGACGCAAUCAGAACACGCAGUACUACUCUACAAUACUGGUCCACCAUCUAGGUCAGAUUUCAUUGCUCUGGAGAUUUACGAAGGUCACCUGCGGCUUCUCCUGGAUAAAGGGAACGGUGCAAUAGGUCUCAAUAGUUCCAUCUACAUCAGCGACGGAGUGUGGCAUAAGGUAGAGGCUCACUUCAAGCCGGCCUACAUGGAGCUGAGCGUCGAUGACCACAUUGAAGACCAGCCAACCCACGUAGGCGAGAAUAAGUUUUUCGACCUCUCGGGUUACCUCUUCGUCGGUGGGGUGGAGGUGAACAAGCAGUCCCGAGCUGUCAGCCAGGGUGCCAAGAAUGGUGAUAAGAGCCUCGAGGGGUGUAUCCAGAACGUCAGUAUAGGGGAGAGAAGUUUGACUAUCAGGGACGCCCAAGUUACGCAGGGCAUCAAGGCAGAGUGCCAUUGGGCGUACCCAUGCCUCAAGAAUCCUUGUGUAGACGGGAGUCGGUGUAUUCAGGAAGGCACCGACGGCUUUAAGUGCGAAUGUGACCUGGCGCUGUGUGUACGACAGAACUUCACCACCGCCUACAAGGUCUUCACUAAGACUACUCUGCCCUUUGAUCUGGAGGUACUGAGGUUGACUCCCAUGGAGGUGCAGGAAGGCGGCCAGGAGCUUGUAACCUCACAACACCUUAACCUUGUACUAGACUACGAGAAGUAUGGUGUGCGAGAGUCCGGUGUAUUGUUCCACGUGAUCACACGUCCCUCCCGAGGCCGCCUUGACGUGCAGAUCUGGCGUCGUCCUGAAGAAACCAUCUUCACUCUGCUCGAUCUCAACAAUGACCGUGUCACCUAUGUCCACGAAGGCUCUGAGACCACCGAGGACUCCAUCGUCCUAGAGUUGGAGCUGGUAACCCGCUCCGGCUAUAUCCUGCCAUCCUACCUCCAGUCUCGUCACCGGUUUGUGUUGCCAGUGCGUGUUAUCGCCAGGAACGACGCUCCAACACUGCAGCUACCACCUGGUAAGGUGUUGAGGUUGGCUGCUGGCACUACCAAAACUCUGACGCCAGAGAUCAUCACAGUCGUUGACAGCGACAGCUCUCCUAGUAAACUCAGAAUAUCAGUUCUGAACCUGAAGGAACGUGAUGGUGGUUAUGUACAGAACUCUAAGUCCCCUGGAAUGCCCAUCCAUUCAUUCACACAGGAACAACUUAACCAAGGGGUUAUUUCGUACGUCCACCGAGGUGAACACAACACCAAGAUAGCUCUCAAGGUCUCAGACGGUAUCGAAACCGGAGAGCCAACCAUACUGAGGGUGGCAGCUUUCGACCUGCAAGUAUACUUAGUAAACAACACAGGACUGAGUAUCAUUCAUGGCAGCUGGGCUCUGAUCACCUCAAUGAACCUUUCUUAUACCACCAAUGCUCCUGAACAAGAUCUGGAAAUUCAGUUUGAUAUCACGGGUUUACCUCGUUAUGGCGUCGUCCAAAGGUUGCGUAGCAACGAUCGCUGGCAAAAUGUGAACCAGUUCAGUAGUCGACAAUUGGAGAAGGACAAGAUCCGCUAUAAACAUAUCUCCAAAGAACCUAAUGAAGACGAAUUUAAAUUCAAAAUAUCUGCUGGUCAACACAUGUUUCCAACAGAGUACACAUUCGGUAUUUCUUUCGUUUCUGUCACAGUUGAUGUUAUAAGAAAUGCUGAACUACUUAUUGACAGAAUCCAGGAGAGUUUUAUCUCUGAAGGUUUUCUUCAGAGUGAAACUAAACCAGAUCCAACCCCUGGAAAAGAUAUUAUAUACCAGAUUAUAUCUCCUCCUUUAUAUGGUUCGAUCUUCUUAAGUUCCGGAGACCUAACGCAGCAUAAGCAAUUAGACAAAGGUUCAAUAUUUAGCCAAGAAGACAUUGCAAAAGGCAGAAUCAAAUACAAACUUCAUCGCAAAAGUUACUCGACUCUUCGUGAUUCCUUUCAGUUUCAAGUUUCUAGCAACGGCCACUCCAGUGAUGUUCAUACCUUCAGUAUAAGACACAACCCUCCACCAGUAGAUGCAAACAUAAUAGUAGAACAUUUAGAUGUUCAGGAGGGCUCCAGAGAGAAAAUUACCGACAAAUAUUUAAAUAUAGAAGUCCGAGGUAUAAACAAUAUUAUUUUUAACGUUACGUCUUGCCCUAGGCAUGGCUCUAUCAACAUCAUAGAUGAAUCGAUAAUCCUUCCAGAUAGAAUAAACACUACCUUCUUUACAUCACAGGAGAUAAAAUCAGGAUCAGUGUUUUAUCAACAUGAUAAUUCAGAAACGACAAAAGAUCGCUUUCAUUUUGUUGCUUUGGCAGAAGAUCCUGAAGUGGAUUUUCAGUAUGUGGGAAUUAUGCACUUUCAGAUCAUCAUGAUUAACGAUAAUUAUCCAAUCAGAAUAAUGGAGAAGGUCCUCAAUGUCGUUACUGAAAGUGAAAGAAUCGUUACUUCCAAUGAUUUACUUUAUAUUGACCCUGACCUAGAUACUCCGUCAUCGCAAAUUCAAUAUACCAGACAAAAAAUCCCCAAUGGAGAUUUUUUCCAUGUGGAAGACAGAUUUGAGCCUUUGUAUUUGUUCACUCAGGAAGAUAUUGACCGAAGGCACAUUGUUUUCCGCCACCGCGGUCCGUCUUAUGGCAAAGCUGUGAUCACUGUUACUGAUGGAGAGCUGUCUUCUAUGGGUAUCUUGGAAAUUGUUGCCUCUGAGCCAUUCAUCGAAAUCGUCAACAAUAGCGGCAUCAUUGUGCCAAGAGGCCAAGAGGUCGUUAUUUCUAACUACAAUCUGAGUGUGGAGACAAAUAUGAAUGCCUGGGGAUCAGCUAUCGUGUUCCAUGUUACCAGUGAGCCUAGAUUCGGCCGUUUGGUGAUAUCUGGCCAAUCCGCCGCCAGUCAUCAGUUCACAGAGGCUGACCUCCAGAAUGGAAACCUUAAGUAUGUUAGCAAAGGAGAGCCUAGUUUCAAGGAUGAAUUCCGCUUUCAGACAAGAAUUGGAGACACCACGACAGACGGCAUCUUCGAAGUGAAGGUAUAUCCAGAAAGUUACUGGGAGCCACUGGUGAUUCUCAAUAACGUUGCACUGAAGGUUGAAGAAGGUUCCAGAGUGAUCAUCGACCAGGCGGCUCUCAAGAUCAUGCACCCUAACAUAGCACCUUCAGACAUCACAUACGUUAUCGUCCAGCGUCCUCAGAAUGGCUACUUGGAUGUUGACUUGGGACAGACCACCACAUCAGAGUACGAAGAUGAAGCCAGUUUGCUCAGACCUGAGGUGAGCGUGUUUGACCAGGCGCUCAUCAAUGAGGGUCGAGUCCAGUACGUAGAAGUGGGUACUAAUGUGACCAACGAUCACUUCGUCUUCGACGCUACCAACGGCAUCUCUAGUCUCUCCCGCCUUAUCUUUAAAAUAGAGGUAAUACCCAAGACGAUUUACCUGUCAGCUGGGAGGCUGGAGGUAGACGAGGGCUCGCAGACAAUCAUCACGGCAUCAGUGGUGACAGUCCUGACGGAGUAUUACACUGAUAAAAUCGCUCAGUACCUAGUGGCUGUGCAGCCGGUGGCAGGCCAGCUUGAGCUCACUUCUAGGCCUCGUGUGAGAGUUGAGGCUUUCACCCCUCUCCAGCUGCACCAGGGACUGAUAUUGUAUGUACACGACGGGUCAGAGCGCCUGUACGACACCUUCAGUCUAGUGGCAGUGUCUGGAGUGCGACAGAGCGCACCAGCAGUAGUUACUGUCUCAGUAAGAGGCAUCAACGACGAGGCGCCCUUCGUAAUCAACAACACGGGACUCACCAUCUGGGAGGGCAACUCAGCUCUCAUCUCCUCCUCCAACUUAGCCGUAGUAGACCCUGACACAUCCCCAGAGAACUUGACCAUAAGAGUGGCCACCCCUGACUCCGGGUUCCUGGCGCUUUCAUCUAAUCUUACCCAACCAGUGUCCUCCUUCACCCAGGCCGAUGUCAAUGAAGGUCGAAUCUUCUUCAUCCAUACAGGUGGAUUGUCUGGUAUGUUCCGGUGGGAGGCGAGUGACCAGGUUCGUGAUACGGGAUCCCAUGUCUUCACAAUCGCUGCAAAGGAACUGCAUCUCUCUCUACACCAUAACAAGGAGCUGUGGGUGUUCCCCAUGAUGCAACAACCCAUUACUCCGGCUGUUCUGCUUACUCACACCAAUGACUAUGAUCCCAACCGUUCUGUGGUCUAUAUUGUGCGUCAGCCUCCUUUACUAGGCCAGCUACUGCUAGAGGAGGCGGGUGUUAGAAUACCUGUUGAUAAUUUUACCCAAAGGCACAUCAAUGAAUCCCGUAUUGUGUUUGAGCACAGUAAACCCUUUUCAGAGCUUUCUGCUAGUGAUCUAUUUGUGUUUGAUGUGGAAACGCCAUUUGCAGAACCAUUAAAAGACCAAGAAUUUCACGUGGAGGUGUCUGUGGCUAGUCCAGGAGGGGGAGGUUUGGAGAGGUACCUAGGACUUGCACCUCUGGUGGUAGCUGAAGGAGGACAAGCCACUCUGCGCCCUGAUAAUCUCAAUCUCUCUGCAGUGGUGGAAUUUAUCGAGGGUUAUCCUGUUGCUGUGGGCAUGGAACGACCCUCACCAAGACUAGUGACUACUGUGACUGUCAUCCCAGCUCAUGGCGUGUUCUCUUUACGAAAGAGAAACCUUACAGAAGGUUAUACCUUCACAGCUAGAGAUGUAGAGAAAGGUCGUGUUAAAUACGAUCAUGACCAUAGUGAUACACUCUCAGAUGUGUUAGGGUUUACUGUUUCGUUGGCUGGUAAUGGAUCUUCUCCUGAUGUCCUUUUAUUCAAUGGUACUCUGAAUGUCAGUGUGACGCCUGUGAAUGACCAGCCAUUCACACUGGAGACUGCAGCACCUGUUCUGCAAGUGGUGCAUCGGCAAAACGCUGUCAUUACCAACGAGAGCCUCUUGACCACUGAUCCUGACAACAUACCUAGUGAGAUUGUGUACGAGUUAAUGAGUACUCCUGAUCAUGGACAACUAGUCUUGGCUCACAAUUACAGUGCAACCGUUCAGUCGUUCUCUCAGCAUGAUGUGAACACAGGUCGCAUUUUGUAUGCUCAUGAUGGCACUAAUGGUUCAGCCAGGUUUUCUUUCAAAGUGUCUGAUGGAAAGCACAAAGUAAAAUAUUCUGUGUUCACAAUUGAGGUUCAGCCAUUGACGCUUGAACUAGUUAACCACUCCGUCAUACCAUUAAGACAGACUACAACUGUUGUCUAUCUUUCACCUCAUUAUCUUGCUGCAGUGACCAAUGGAAAUCAUAACCACAUUUUCUACAACGUCACCAGACCUCCUAGGUUUGGUCGUUUGUACUUGAAUGAUCAAGUGGUACAUACAUUUGGGCAGGUGAACGUGGAUAAGGGUGAAGUUCUUUAUAUGCAAAUGGAGCUGAGUGAGCCUGCUGAUAACUUCAGAGUAGAUAUAUGGACGUGGGAGGCUACAGUGCAAGAUGUGGAGGUUCGUGUUGUUGUUUUACCAUUAGUGGAGUCUAAGCGACUUAUAGCAGCAGUAGGAGGUCGUACACGACUCUCUCUCGAGCAUCUCGAUGCUUCGCAGCUUGCUAUCACAACUGGAAGUAAUCCUGUAUAUAAGGUCAAAAGGCGUCCCCGUUUUGGUCGAAUAAAAAAAGUGAGCAGGCGAUUACGGAGAUCAGUUCGCUCACACGAAGUUCAUGAGUUCACUCACGAAGAAAUUAGAGCUGGUUUAAUAUAUUACAUUGCCAGAAAUCUUAAUGUUAAAGCUGAUGAACCUUUGCAUGAUGCACUUCACUAUGUACUGCAGGUUCCUGCACCUGGGGUACAGCCCGCUGAAGGAACCUUACAUCUCACAUUAGUAGAGGCAGGAGCAGUCAUUGAUGAGGGAGCAGUGCCUCCCAGGCACUUACGACCAGAUCUCUUUCCACCUUCUAUCCGUGGCAGUGCAGAGUCCAGCACUCCUGGGUCUGGGAGCUUUGGCUUGUUCCUGGGUAUACCCAAAGAAUAUUUAAUUAUGAUGUUAGCAGCAGUUGUUGUUGUAGUGGUUAUUGUUGUUAUAAUCUUUGUGGUACAGUGUGCUACAAGACGUCGGCCCUCUGACAAGACAAGUGACACAGGAAUUGAUGCUGAUGUAGCAUCCUUGCCGCCACCUCUUCCAUCAGAUUCUAGACCUAAUUCAUUCAUGUCCGAUGACCUAUUAGAGCUUGAAUGUCGACCCCCAGAUUUGUCAUUGUCUCCCAGGCCUGGGCAGAACCACCUGCACCAUCACCACCACCACCACCACAAUGGUGGCAGUGGUGGGCUGGGUCUGGCAGCCCACCUCACAGACUCUGAGGCCUCAUGGCCCCAUGAUGCCUCGCGUGAGGUGUCACCAGCAGUGCCUCAGUGUAAGGUGACGCCCCUGUGUACAGAUACAGCGGCUCGUGAUCCUACUUACGACCCUCUUCUAGCUGGCUAUCCCUACGGAGUGGACUCUCAAGAGGCUGAGGAAUGGGGAGUCUAUGAGAAGCACCAGCCCAGGACCACUAACCCAAUGCUCAGGAAGAACCAGUACUGGGUAUAGAAAUCAGCAGUACCUCUGUUAGUCGUGUAAACCGAUCUGAACAUUUACGAAGGGACAAAAUUUUCACUGCAAGAUAAUCCAAGAUUGUGGAAGUGUCAAAAUAACUGAAGCAACAAAUAUUAUAUUGCACAAAACUGAGUCAGAUUCCAUUAAGCAUUGCCAGCUGCUGCUGUACAAUGUUUACAACCGUGUUUUAAGAACCUGCUUAAAUAUGUACUAAUAAUAAUUCACUAAGUGGAUUCACAUAUCACUGUAUUUGAUGGGUUUCAUAAAUGCAUGUAUUUACUGAAAAAAAAAAUCGAAAUUACAGAUUAUUCGUAAAUGGAAGAAAUCAUUUUAAACAGUUAAAU
Messenger RNA from Cherax quadricarinatus, 7672 nucleotides. RefSeq names its product chondroitin sulfate proteoglycan 4. Gene Ontology annotation, biological process: anatomical structure morphogenesis. The record is from RefSeq and is a predicted model, not a curated record. Lineage: Eukaryota; Metazoa; Arthropoda; Malacostraca; Decapoda; Parastacidae.